This is a messenger RNA of Gossypium raimondii (Peruvian cotton), 948 nucleotides long. RefSeq names its product protein cornichon homolog 4. The record is from RefSeq and is a predicted model, not a curated record. The coding region runs from base 306 to 713 and encodes 135 amino acids. The transcript is spliced from 4 exons. Gene Ontology annotation, biological process: vesicle-mediated transport. NCBI's taxonomy places the organism in Eukaryota, Viridiplantae, Streptophyta, Magnoliopsida, Malvales, Malvaceae.
AGGCGCGGUCGGAGUCCUCGAAGAAGGAAACUAAUGAAAAAGAAAUCCUAAAAAAGGUUAAAAACAGAAAGUAUUGCAAGCCUUAAAACUCAAAAACUGAGUUAUAUAGGCUACUUCUGGUUGGGUAUUUUCUGCGUUUCCGGUGCAAUAAGUCAAUCCAGUAAUAAUAACCUUCCUCAGGGAAAGGGGACACCCGAGGGCAUUAGUCACCCGGCUUAGCCCCUGCUAUUGUCGGAGCUUCAUCCUCUUAUCAACCAAGCAAUAAUUCCCAACGGAAGAGGGGGCAGAGAUAGAGAAAGAGAGGCAUGGUAGAUCUCUUCAUAUGGCUUUUUUCUUUCUUCAUCCUCGUUGCCCUCCUCAUUAUCCUCGUUUAUCAGCUCAUAUGCUUGGCUGAUUUAGAGUUUGAUUACAUCAAUCCUUAUGAUUCUUCAUCACGGAUAAACAAAGUGGUGUUGCCGGAAUUUAUCCUGGAAGGAUUUUUAUGUUUUUUCUAUCUACUAACAGGGCAUUGGGUUAUGUCACUGUUAUGUGCUCCAUACUUGUACUACAAUGUCAGACUUUACACUCGGAAACAGCACCUGGUAGAUGUUACAGAGAUAUUUAACUUGCUUCAUUGGGAGAAGAAGAAACGCCUUUUUAAACUCACCUAUGUCGUCAUUCUCCUCUUUUUCGCUGUAUUCUGGAUGAUCUACUCUGCAUUAGAGGAUGAUUAAUGGAAGAUAUAAUGGAAGUGUUUGUGGAUUUAAAUUGCUGCCCUGCAUUGGUAUUCGGCUCUUCAUACUCUUUUUUUCUUUUUUUUUUUUUUUUUGGGGGGUUUACAUGUUAUUUAUUUAAGCCUUGUUUUUGUUGUAACUGAUAUAUAGCAUCAAUUUCAAAGUUGUAUAAUUGUGAGAAUUUCUAGUUGAUUUUAGUGUUAUAUUAUUUUAUCUGCAAUUCAGUUUGCUAGAA